AUGGCGCUCAAAAGAAAGCCAACUUUCCUCCUCCUCUCCGAAUCGCGCAUCUUUCCAGCCGAGAUGGGUCCCCGCAUGCUUGGGGCCUUUUGCGCCCAGAUGGAUGAUCCAGUAGCAUGCUGGAAGCCGAACGACGUUUCCAAGGUCCUGUCGGUCAAGUUUCCCGAGGCCGACACACCCCACCAGCCACUCCAAGUCGUCAUGGGGUCAGCUCAACAUAUACUAGAUCAAAUGAAGUCGGUCUCAACCAAAGCAGUCCUCGAGGGUGUCUUGAAAGUGGCCUGGGAAAACGGUUACCCUGGCACGACCUUCCAAUUGGAGUCCCAGCAGAUUCGGACAGUUCGACUCCCGCAACAGGGCGACAUUUUCAAGGUCAUCGUAGAGGACGACGAGGUCAAACAGUUCCGAUUGGAGAAAGAUGACGACCCGUAUUUCAUGAUCACCGGUUACAAGUCGUGUCUGAACGCCAUCGUGGAGCAAACUUCCGGCCAAAAGCCAGGCUUCGAAGUCGAUGUCACUGUCCCGACCGAGCAGGUCCUGACAGCGGCCGGUGUGGCGGUACCUCCUGGCGUCCUUCCGCGGAUCGGCGCCUCGGCAUCAUGGAAUACGUCGUGGGCGGCGCUGAGCAGGUACACGCUUCAGGGCGAGUACAUCUACGCCGUCGAGUACCGCGAGAUAUUAAAACGCAGCUGGAUCUCAAGAAUCCUUAACCGGCGGAAGACGGAGAGGGACAAAAGAAAGGUAUUCGCGGCGAGCUCGCUUGCCCAGCCGUCGGACAGAGCCACGUUUGGUGGUGGCCGCGAAGAUGAUGAUUCGGACGGCACGGAAAGCGACUCGGAAGACGAGCUUCUAGACGUUGCCGAAUACUUGGAGCGGUCCUGGACGAUGGAGGAGGGCGACGAUCCUUCCAUCUUGGGCAUGGAAGUUAACGAGGACGGGGAACCCUCGAGGCAUUUCGUAUGA
Messenger RNA from Fusarium falciforme, 963 nucleotides. RefSeq lists its product as hypothetical. Lineage: Eukaryota; Fungi; Ascomycota; Sordariomycetes; Hypocreales; Nectriaceae. The record is from RefSeq and is a predicted model, not a curated record. The transcript has a single exon. The coding region runs from base 1 to 963 and encodes 320 amino acids.